Molecule: messenger RNA, 4623 nt
Organism: Micropterus dolomieu (smallmouth bass)
Lineage: Eukaryota; Metazoa; Chordata; Actinopteri; Centrarchiformes; Centrarchidae
Gene: klf5l
Product: Kruppel-like factor 5 like
Exons: 4
Coding region: 97-1404 (435 amino acids)
Biological process (GO): regulation of transcription by RNA polymerase II
Molecular function (GO): RNA polymerase II cis-regulatory region sequence-specific DNA binding; DNA-binding transcription factor activity, RNA polymerase II-specific
Source: RefSeq, a predicted model, not a curated record
UUUUGGCUCCAAUAAGGCGCAUUUGACUGUUAUAACUCUUUAUGCACUUAUAACCCAAAUUCAUUAGAAGAUAUAUUUGUUUAAGUAACAAUUUUAAUGGCAACGAGUGUAGGACUGGCGAUGAAUCCGCCGCACACGACAGAAGAAAGGGCGGUUUUCACGCAGCUGAAGCCGGUGAGGAUGUCUGGAGCUGACGGAGCUGAAGACGCAUCCGUGUUUGAGGACGUCAAACCCGGGACGCAACUAGAGUUGGACAAGUACCUCCCCCAGGUCAACAGUCCUCUCUUGAGUCUCUCAACCGACAACGGUGACAAGAAAUACAGACGAGAGAGUGCCUCCGUGGUCGAUGAGUACUUCUCAGAGGACAAACCUAUGGCCCCUUACAGUUUUAACAUCAAUGUCAUCCUUCCCAGCACGACUCACCUCCGCACAGGCCUCUACCGGCCCAACACCAAGACCCUCACACCACAGCAGAUCAAGACGGAGCCUGGACUGGAGGUGCCCUGCUCUAUCCCUACCACCACCACCCAGGCCCUGCCGGACUUCACCUCUGUCUUCAGCAUGCAGCCUGUAAUCAACAACGUUUUCAUCAAACCAGACAUGAGUUCUGGAGAAGUGGUGAGUGUGCCCACAGGGUCGCAGCAGCAGCAACCAAAUUUGGAAACAGAGCUUCACAUUGGACCCCCGGGCCCCCAGUCGCAGGUCUACCACAUGCCCAUCACCAGCUGUGCUGACCUCACCAUGUCCCACACCUGCCCUUCUGCACAUGGCUCCACCAGUGGCAGGACCAUGUUGAACCUCGGCAGUGUUGCAUUGCCAACAACCAACAGCAACUACAUGAUGGCAGAGCACCACCUGCCACAGCACCAUGGUUACUACCAAGCUUCUCCAACCAGCUCAUCCCAGCACACAGCGCCCCACAGCCUGCCACCCUCACCUCCAAACUCUCAGCCAGGGAGCCCAGAUGGUCAGCAAGAGCUGCUCAGCUUAGCGCCCCAACCUGUGCCUCCAUACCAGCAGCGUAUGGGAGGGAUAAAGGUGAUGGGGUUGUCCCAACAUGCCAUGCUGAUGACACAUGGUCAGGGUGUCCUGACAGGUCCUAAAUACAACAGGCGAAACAACCCAGAGCUGGAGAAGAGGAGGAUCCACUUUUGUGACUUCCAAGGCUGCACUAAAGUUUACACAAAGAGCUCUCAUCUGAAGGCACACCAAAGGACGCACACAGGUGAGAAGCCGUACCGUUGUACAUGGGAGAGCUGCGACUGGCGUUUCGCCCGAUCGGAUGAGCUUACCAGACACUACCGGAAACACACCGGAGCCAAACCCUUCAAAUGCAUCGCGUGCAGCCGCUGCUUCUCACGCUCCGACCACCUGGCCCUGCACAUGAAACGUCACCAGAAUUAACACAGACAUACCUGUAUAAACAAACACACACAUUCUCACACACAGAUGGAGCAGUAUACAUUUGUGACAGCCAUCUGAACCUAACAGCAUUAAAGGAAUCAUGCACAGAUACAGCUCCAGAGUCAUCCCUGUCCGCCCGUGGUUACUCUGGUGCUUCUUGCUAACAUUGGUUGACUGAUAAUAGGCAUCUAGCAGUAUCCGAAGUACAACUGACCUUUAAUGAUAAACCUAAUAAUGAUAAAUUACCAGCACGGACACUCAAACAUACACAGGUAGUGAUGUAUGCAGGUAGGAGGGUUCACGUCUUUGUUGCUAGACCUGCUGGUUGUUCAGGGUUUCUGCUCUCUUUACACUUUAUGAUCUGGUGAAACUCCAUCCACAGGUCAACAGGGAAAGAGGUUGAUAAAAGGAAUUGUAAUCAAAAGAUGAAUGAAUGUCGAGAGCGAGAUUUUAAAUAAUCUGAAGAUUAGCAUAUUUGUUGAAGACAUUUCAGGUGAACUGGUCUUGUAUUAAUGAGCUGCUCUGUUAUCAGUAGUUCCAGCUCUGUAACAUGCAAAGUGUCUUGCUGUAUAGCUUUAGAGCGACUCCAGGUUGUUGUUUUCUCCUUUCUGAGAUAAUAGUGGUCGUCUGCUAUCAGUCAACACGAUGUUUGCUCAAGUCUUAACACCGGAGCUAAUAAUCUGCCAGGGACUCAGAGAUGAUUUUGGUCUCUGUUCUCGUCACUGAACAGAUGAGACAUGUCGAUUUAAAUCAUGAACUGGGCUCAUAUAAACACACAAUACACACACUUGACAUGCAUUACUUAUACAUUACAGAACUGUGGUGUCAGGCUUCUACGAAGCAUUUCGGACUCCUUGUGAUUACAUCUUGGAAACACUUCCUUCUUCUGUAAACAACAUGAACUAUUUUGUUUUCCUACAAAACUGCUGCCAAUUUCAUCAUGAUCAUCACUGUCACCAUCUUAUUUUUUAUCAUUUUGAGGUAUGAACCUUCAAAGGAGAGGUGGAAACCCAUUUCCCUCCGUCCUGCCUUUGUAAAUACUUUUUUGUAUAUGUGUGUGUAUGUGUAUCUGAGAAUACAACGAAUGUAUUGAGAUUUAUACUUGACUUUUUUUUGUUUUUUUACAUCAAAUGUUAAUGUGCGCUUCUUUGCGAUAUAAUCUCCCUUUAAGGGCCUGAAAAAAAUGAGUAAACAAAUAAUCAACAGACACAAUCAGAGAACUCUCCAUGGAAAAGUUAAUAAUCGGCUUGUUAUGCUUGUUUCAGCACAGGUACUACCUGUCGAGCUCAGAGAGCAGAGCGAUUUGCCAAUGUUUGUAUCCAUGACAUUACCCGUUUCCACAGUGACCAAGCUCCUUUGACGACAGUUUGCCGUUUGCUUGCAUUUUCUAUUCAGCGCUGUUUAUUAUCCCCUGCUUUUUUUCCCUCCUGUAUUUGUUCAACUCAAAAAAGACAGAGCUGGGUGGAUAAACCAGUUAUGUAAUCCUUCCUGAUUGUUUUAAUGUACAGUGCCUGAUUGCAGAGUCUGCCCUGUUAACUGGAUGAAUGGAAGGUUACCUGACUUGUCUUAAUAACAUGACAUUAACUGUCAGUUGUGGCUUCGGCGUUCUUUUGUGGUUUUGAAUAAGUCUUGUCUUCCAGCAUGGCACGGCCACACAUUUUUUGAGCUGAAUCAAUGAAGUUUAAGCCACACCCAAACCUAAUCUCACUUUAUUUUUAGAUUUCUCUGCAGACUGUAUAAAACAAGAUUUGUUGUCCCAGUGACACAUAUCAACUGUGGCCAAAGUUGUAAUAUUUUAGUAGCUCAAAUAGAUUUUAAGAGCAAAAAAUGUUUCAUCAUUAGGGCUGCAGCUAACAAUGGUUUUAGUAGUCGAGUAUUCUGCAGAUUAUUUCAUUGAUUCAUCAAGUAAUUGUAUAAGAAGUACUUUUGCUUGACGGCGCAAAAAAGUUGUUGUUUUCUUUUAGCUUGAAAUAAUCCCAUACUUUGGACACUUUCUCUCUCUUCCUCCACUUUGCAAACAGCGCCAUCAUAAUCACGUCAUGUUCACUUAAUCACAGCGAAGUGCAACAGUAAUAAAUGUCGGUGCGAAACAGUGCGCUGUAUAGUCAUAUGGAUUAAACGAAGCAUCAAUGCAAAGAAUUUGUGUCGAUGAAUUUUAGUAAUCGAAUUAUUCAAAUAACUCGAUAAGUCGUUUCAGCCCUAAACGUCAUGAAGCAGCUCUUUUCGAACUGGCCUGUAACUCAUUUUCAAAUUCAGUCAUUAACCUUUUGGCAUGCUGCUUCCCCACAAGGGGGAGCUGUUCGGUCAUUGUCAGACCAGUUCCACACCUGCCGCCCCAACCUGCGCCACCUAUAGGGAAGGACUGUAACAACAGCAGCACUUUAGACCUGAAAAAAAAAAAGUACUAGCUAAUGCAAACGCCACAGAUUUACAGCAACAGAUUUAACAAUAGAUUCUUAAGUGUCACCUCUCUAGAGUCAGUCUACCAAACGAUGGAACUUGUUAAUACAGUUACCUUACUUACCUGUAGACGACGUGGCUCAGCAGGUCAACAUGUGCCUUUCUGAUGUGCUGCUGCUGUUACUUUUCUUGCCUGUAGGUGGCACAGGAUGGGCUGGCACUGCCACUCUGCAGCUGGAUGACACUGACCAGGUUGUUUACAAGCAGAUUCUUAGAUUUGGCAUGUCUUUAAGUGUAAGAGGAUGGUGGUGCCAGAACAUUUAAACUGUCACAGGAAUGUUGUUAAGUCAUUUGGAUUGAUUUUAUUGUCAUUGCAUCCUGACCCUGUUUGUACAGGGCUUAGGCUGUAGGCGCCACCCACUUGGUACUCCAUGGAAGUUAAAACAAGCGUGAAGCAUUGAUUGACCCAGGUCUGUCCAACAUGUGUUCAAUUAGGGGAAAAAUAUCCUGUUAUUUCAACACUAUGAUAUGUUUUUUUUUAAGUUUCUUCCCAAGGAAACAAGUUCUCCUGUCUCUCUCAAGGAGGGAGCUCUGACCACCCACUGUGUACAUAUCUGUAGUUUUAACACAAGACUUUGUAAAUAUUUGUUUGGUUUUAUUUCCUAUUAUAAUAUUAAUUGUUUUCUUUUUUUAACUAAUGGGAUUUUAGAUCGGUUGUAUGUGAAUGCUUGUUUAAUUUAGUUUUGAUACUUAAUGUGUGUAAGAGAAUUUCUGAGUUCAUGUACAAAUUGAUAAGAACAACACUGGUGUAUUUUUUGU